Messenger RNA from Adineta ricciae, 405 nucleotides. NCBI's taxonomy places the organism in Eukaryota, Metazoa, Rotifera, Eurotatoria, Adinetida, Adinetidae. The record is from the annotation of a GenBank genome assembly.
AUGGAUUUCGAUGAAAGUUUAGCAAAAACGCCGUAUAUUUUCCAGAUAGCAAACAGAGCUGGGGCAUCACGGAGUAAGACUGAGAAAGUCCAGAAAGCACAGCAGCUUUGCGCUGAAUAUGCCAAAAACGGUUCGGAAAACCAAGCAACGAGUUCCAUAAGACCCCAAAAUACCCUCAACACUCCGAGUCGAAAACCAUUCCGCUACACCAAACACAAUAUACCAACACAAUUCCCGAGCAUUACUGAAUCAGGAUUCAAAACACGGAUCCGGUUGCAGUAUCCCGAUAGCGUUUCCGUAUUUUAUUUACGAGCUUCCAGAUACGGCUCAUAUCCAAUGUUUUCCGGUCCAGUGGAGAGUAGCCGAAGUCCGGCGUCUCAAACCUUGCACGUAUUACAAAUGUGA